This is a messenger RNA of Olea europaea var. sylvestris, 1232 nucleotides long. RefSeq names its product myb-related protein 306-like. The transcript is spliced from 2 exons. Bases 118 to 879 code for a protein of 253 amino acids. The record is from RefSeq and is a predicted model, not a curated record. Gene Ontology annotation, biological process: response to auxin. NCBI's taxonomy places the organism in Eukaryota, Viridiplantae, Streptophyta, Magnoliopsida, Lamiales, Oleaceae.
UCCUGCUGUGUUUCUCUCUCAGGUUUGCUUAGAUGCAGUAAGAGUUGCAGGCUGAGAUGGACUAAUUAUCUCAGGCCCGGAAUCAAACGUGGUAACUUCACUGAACAUGAGGAGAAGAUGAUUAUCCACCUUCAAGCGCUUCUUGGCAACCGAUGGGCUGCCAUAGCUUCAUACCUUCCGCAACGAACCGACAAUGAUAUUAAGAACUUUUGGAACACUCAUUUGAAAAAGAAGCUGAAGAAACAACAAGGGAAUGAUGAACAAAAUCAAGAAGGGAGUUCAGAUUCUCAAUCAAUUCCAAAAGGCCAGUGGGAGAGAAGGCUCCAAACAGAUAUUCACAUGGCAAAACAAGCCCUAUGUGAAGCCUUGUCCUUAGACAAAUGGAACACAAAUUUGCUUGAUUCAAAGCCCUUUCCAGUAACCCUUUCAGAAACUAAACCAAUUCAGACAUCAACAUAUGCUUCGAGUACUGAAAACAUUGCGCGUUUGCUUCAGAACUGGACGAAAAAAUCACCAAAUUCCUCUCAAGCUGGUUCAUCACAGAGUACUACUCAGACUUCCUUCAACAACCCUUCAAUAGGGACAAGUUCCAGUCCUAGUGAAGGGACAAUUAGUGCCACAACACCUGAGGGAUUCGACUCAUUUAUGGGCUUCAGUUCUUCCAACUCCGAUGUUUCUCAAUCUGAGGGCGAACCCAAGGUCAAUGCUGCAAAUUUCAUUCCAGAAGCUGGGACUUUGCAGGGGGAGAGCAAGAUAAAUUUGGACAUUCAAAUGCCCCUAACUUUGCUGGAAAACUGGCUCUUUGAUGAUGCUUCUGCACAAGGAGGGGGAGGAUACAUAAUGGACAUGUCUUUGGGGGAAAAUGCUGAUUUGUUUUGAAAAAAGUUUUUCUUCAAAACAAAGUAGCAGUUUCAGGUUGAUCUUUUUGUCUUUUUGGUGGGUUUUUAGGCAGAAGUGUCCUAAUCAGUGUCUGCUCCAUCUAGAUCGAGCACAAAAGGAUGGAAUCUUCCAUAUAUUGGGAGAGCAUAAAGUGUAAAUGACUGAUCAUGUAUUGCAAUGUUUGGUAUGUAGUAUUAGAUAGAACUGGAUAGUAAAAAAAAUUGAUUUUAACUUCAUUUUAUUUGUUACUACUUUCCAGUACUAUGUAAUCCUCCGUACCAAACAUGUCAUACUAGUAGUGUAUAUGCACAUAUGCAUGGUUAAUUAAAUAGGAAUAAAUCUCUCUUGAUCUA